Ricinus communis (castor bean) is the source of this 4668-nucleotide messenger RNA. Its product is annotated as pleiotropic drug resistance protein 1. The transcript is spliced from 24 exons. The record is from RefSeq and is a predicted model, not a curated record. Gene Ontology annotation, cellular component: membrane. The coding region runs from base 101 to 4444 and encodes 1447 amino acids. Gene Ontology annotation, molecular function: ATP hydrolysis activity; ABC-type transporter activity; ATP binding. NCBI's taxonomy places the organism in Eukaryota, Viridiplantae, Streptophyta, Magnoliopsida, Malpighiales, Euphorbiaceae.
AGCAAGACGCAGACAUUGCUGUCUUUACAUAUAAACACUCAAAACACAUAAUAAUAUCAAUGAACUGACCUAGCAUUUAAAGAAAAGUGAAAAGUGAAAAAUGGAGAAUGCUGAUACGCCAAGAGUGGGCAGUGCACGUUUAAGCAGUUCCGAUAUAUGGAGGAACACUACCUUGGAAAUAUUUUCCAAGUCUUCUCGUGAUGAAGAUGAUGAAGAAGCUCUUAAAUGGGCUGCUUUGGAGAAAUUGCCUACUUAUUUACGUAUAAGGAGAGGUAUACUCAUUGAACAAGGGGGUCAAUCCAGAGAGAUUGAUAUAAACAGUUUGGGAUUAAUAGAGAAAAGAAAUCUAUUAGAGAGGCUAGUGAAAAUUGCCGAGGAAGAUAAUGAGAAAUUCUUGUUGAAGCUCAAGGACCGCAUUGACAAAGUUGGACUAGAUAUGCCAACAAUUGAGGUACGAUUUGAGCAUUUAAGUGUUGAAGCAGAAGCAUAUGUUGGAAGCAGAGCUUUACCUACAAUGUUCAACUUCUCUGUUAACAUGUUUGAGGCAUUCUUGAAUUAUCUUCACAUUCUUCCAAGUAGAAAGAAACCUUUAUCAAUCCUCAAUGAUGUCAGUGGAAUUAUCAAGCCUAGAAGAAUGACUCUGCUGUUAGGCCCUCCAAGCUCAGGCAAGACUACUUUACUUUUGGCUCUGGCUGGAAAACUCACUAAAGACCUAAAAUUUUCAGGAAGAGUAACGUACAAUGGACAUGGAAUGGAAGAGUUUGUACCACAACGAACAUCAGCUUAUAUAAGUCAAUAUGAUAUUCACAUCGGUGAAAUGACUGUCAGAGAAACUCUUGCUUUCUCUGCCAGAUGUCAAGGGGUUGGAUCCCGUUAUGAGAUGUUGAUGGAAUUAGCAAGAAGGGAAAAAGAAGCAAAUAUCAAGCCAGACCCUGAUAUUGAUAUCUACAUGAAAGCAGCUGCACUAGAAGGGCAAGAAGCCAACGUUGUUACAGAUUAUAUUCUCAAGAUUUUAGGACUUGAAUUAUGUGCUGAUACUUUAGUGGGUGAUGAAAUGGCCAGAGGCAUCUCUGGUGGACAAAAAAAGCGAGUUACUACAGGGGAGAUGCUGGUUGGACCAGCAAAAGCACUUUUCAUGGAUGAGAUAUCAACUGGUUUGGAUAGUACCACAACUUUCCAAAUUGUGAACUCCCUUAGACAAUCAGUCCACAUUCUCAGUGGAACUGCCCUUAUUGCUCUUCUCCAGCCAGCACCAGAAACAUUCGAACUCUUUGAUGACAUAAUUCUUCUGUCAGAUGGGCAAAUCGUAUAUCAAGGUCCACGUGAAAAUGUGCUCGACUUCUUCGAAUACAUGGGCUUUAAAUGUCCAGAGAGGAAAGGAGUUGCUGAUUUCUUACAAGAAGUAACAUCGAGGAAAGAUCAAGAGCAGUACUGGGCACAUAAGGAUCAACCUUAUCUCUUUGUUUCUGUUAAUGAAUUUUCUGAAGCAUUUCAAUCAUUUCACAUCGGUCGAAAGUUAGGUGACGAACUUGCCACGCCAUUUGACAAGUCCAAAGCUCACCCUGAUUCUCUGACAACUAAGAAAUAUGGUGUCAGCAAGAAGGAACUCUUCAAAGCUUGCAUUUCAAGAGAAUAUUUGCUCAUGAAGAGGAAUUCAUUUGUAUACAUUUUCAAGAUGACCCAACUUAUCAUACUGGGUUUCAUUACAAUGACAUUAUUUCUAAGAACAGAGAUGCACCGAAACACAGAAACAGAUGGUGGGGUUUAUUUGGGCGCCCUUUUCUUCACCGUCACCACAAUUAUGUUCAAUGGGUUCUCAGAGCUCGCAAUGACCAUCUUGAAACUUCCUGUCUUCUACAAGCAAAGAGACCUUCUCUUCUAUCCUUCAUGGGCAUAUGCUCUACCGACAUGGAUUCUUAAGAUCCCAAUCACCUUUGUAGAAGUUGCUGUAUGGGUUGUCAUGACAUAUUAUGUUAUAGGCUUUGAUCCAAACAUUCAAAGGUUUUUCAAACAGUACUUGAUACUCCUAAUUACUAAUCAGAUGGCAUCCGCAUUGUUCCGACUGACGGCAGCACUAGGAAGGAAUAUCAUUGUUGCCAACACAGUUGGGGCAUUUGCAAUGCUUACUGCACUAGUCCUUGGUGGAUUUGUCAUAUCAAGAGAUAAUGUGAAGAAAUGGUGGAUAUGGGGUUACUGGUUCUCACCAAUGAUGUACGUGCAGAAUGCUAUUUCUGUGAACGAAUUUCUUGGAAGCAGUUGGAAUCAUUUUCCCCCAAAUUCAACAAAGCCAUUAGGAGUUACUUUAUUGAAGUCUCGCGGACUUUUUCCUGAAGCAUAUUGGUAUUGGAUUGGAUUUGGGGCUUUGACAGGAUAUAUCUUCCUAUUCAAUUUUCUUUUCACUUUGGCACUAAAAUAUCUUGAUCCAUUUGGAAAGCCUCAAGCAAUAAUAUCAAAAGAGGCCUAUUCUGAGAAAACGGCCGUCAGAACUGGAGAGUUUAUUGAACUAUCAUCAAAAGAAAAGAACUUCCAAGAAAGAGGUAGCGCAAGCCAUAGAGUUGCUUCGUCCAGGACAUCUUCCGCAAGAGUAAGCAGCUUGAGCAAUGCCUUCGAAAACAGUAAGCGGGGAAUGGUUCUACCUUUUCAACCCCUUUCCAUCACUUUUGCUGAUGUCAGAUAUGCGGUUCAGAUGCCACAGGAGAUGAAAACUCAAGGUAUCACUGAGGACCGCCUAGAACUUCUGAAGGGUGUAAGCGGUGCAUUUAGGCCAGGAGUCCUAACAGCACUAAUGGGUGUUAGUGGUGCUGGUAAGACCACUCUAAUGGAUGUCUUGGCUGGAAGAAAAACUGGUGGUUACAUAGAGGGAAACAUCACAAUAUCUGGUUACCCAAAGAAGCAAGAAACUUUUGCUCGCAUAUCAGGGUACUGUGAACAAACUGAUAUCCACUCCCCUCAUGUGACAGUCUAUGAGUCACUGCUCUAUUCUGCAUGGCUUCGACUGCCUCCUGAGGUUGAUUCUGAUACACGAAAUAUGUUUGUAGAGGAAGUCAUGGAGCUUGUGGAGCUGACUUCCUUAAGAGAAGCACUUGUUGGACUGCCUGGUGUUAAUGGUCUAUCAGUCGAGCAACGCAAAAGGCUAACAGUUGCAGUUGAACUUGUUGCAAACCCAUCUAUAAUCUUUAUGGAUGAGCCCACCUCUGGCCUUGAUGCCAGGGCAGCAGCAAUAGUUAUGAGAACAGUGAGGAAUACAGUGGACACUGGGCGAACGGUCGUGUGCACAAUACACCAGCCAAGCAUUGACAUAUUUGAUGCUUUUGAUGAGUUACUUUUGUUGAAGAGGGGAGGAGAGGAAAUUUAUGUGGGUCCAGUUGGUCGACAUGCUUGCCACCUGAUAAAAUAUUUUGAGGACAUUGAAGGAAUUCCGAAGAUUAAGGAUGGCUAUAAUCCUGCAACUUGGAUGUUGGAAGUUACUACAACAGCACAAGAAGUAGCUCUUGGAGUUGACUUCUCUGAUAUAUACAAGAACUCUGAAUUAUACAGGAAAAACAAGGCCUUGAUCAAGGAACUGAGCAGACCUCUACCAGGUUCAAAAGAUCUGUACUUCCCAACUCAAUAUUCAAAGUCCUUCACAACACAAUGCAUGGCAUGCCUAUGGAAGCAGCAUUGGUCAUAUUGGCGAAACCCACCAUACACUGCAGUUAGACUUGUAUUCGCAACCUUCAUAGCUUUGAUGUUUGGGACAAUAUUCUGGAAACUUGGCACAAAAAGGCGCCAAGAUAUCUUUAAUGCAAUGGGUUCCAUGUAUGCUGCUGUUCUUUUCUUAGGAUUUCACAAUUCUACAGCAGUGCAGCCGGUUGUGGCCAUUGAAAGAACAGUGUUUUAUAGAGAAAGAGCAGCUGGAAUGUAUUCUGCAUUGGCAUAUGCCUUCGGACAGGUUAUGAUAGAAGUCCCCUACAUUUUAAUCCAGACUAUAAUAUAUGGCGUUAUAGUGUAUGCUAUGGUUGGGUUUGAAUGGACAAUAAGCAAGUUCUUUUGGUAUCUAUUCUUCAUGUACUUCACCUUACUAUAUUUCACUUUCUAUGGGAUGAUGAAUGUGGCCAUUACACCAAACCACAACAUUGCUGCUAUAGUUUCAUCCGCAUUUUAUGCAAUAUGGAAUAUUUUCUCAGGAUUUAUUGUUCCUCGAACGAGGAUUCCUAUAUGGUGGAGAUGGUACUACUGGGCUUGCCCUAUUGCUUGGACAUUAUAUGGAUUAGUUGCUUCACAGUUUGGAGACAUUAAGGAAGAACUAGACACUGGUGAAACUGUGGAACAUUUCUUAAGGAGUUAUUUUGGAUUUCAACAUGACUUUGUUGGAAUUGUUGCUGUUGUUCUUGUUGGGAUUUGUGUGCUCUUUGGUUUCAUCUUUGCCUUCUCCAUCAGAACAUUUAACUUCCAAAGAAGAUAAAAGAUAAAAAGUAAAUACCAGCAGUAGGUGCAAUUUGGACGAUGUAAAACCAUAUAUAAAGUAGGGUACUAAUUUUGGUCAAGUUCAAAACAUUGCCCAAGUCUAAUAGUUCUACAAAUAGACCCAAACAAGGCCAAACCUGCAAUCCUCUCGCUAUCUGUAUCUGUUGUCACGGAUUCUUUUUCUCUCUUUGUAGAAAUAUUGUUGAUUAGUUUCUUUAAAAU